This is a messenger RNA of Spodoptera exigua (beet armyworm), 1443 nucleotides long. The record is from the annotation of a GenBank genome assembly. NCBI's taxonomy places the organism in Eukaryota, Metazoa, Arthropoda, Insecta, Lepidoptera, Noctuidae.
AUGAAAGUUUUGAAAGAAAAAUUACGAAGUUACUUGGAACAAAAAUCUUACAAUGACGAUCCGAUUGGUGAUGCCAUGGCGAUGGUCAGCUCUAUACAAAAUUUAGUUGGUAUUCGUAACGUUUUUGGGGAUGAUAAACCUAGUUUCACAAUUCAGUCAGUGUUUGCGACGUUGUUAUUCGCUGGAUCAUUCAUCUACGUGGGUCAGCUGAGCCAGUUAAUCUACCUAGUUCAGGUGUUUCCCGAUAAAGUCGAGACUUUCAAGACUAUAAACUGCAUCAGUGCGUCAUCUGUACCAUUAUCAAAAUUUUUCUUCAUGUGGUGUGCAAGGAGUCAUUUGAAGACCGUUUUUGAGCUGAGUCGCUCUGGACUAUCUUCGAUACCAGAUGGCAGUGCGUCAAAGAAGAAAAUGCUCAGUGCAUUAAAACGGGCACGAUACGUCUCGUGGCUGGUUGUGGCCAAUGAGGCUUUUACACAUGUUACCUACUUGCUCAUGCCCUUCUUGUUUACCGUUUUUGGAAACGAUCGAUAUUUGCCCACCACUCCGGGCGAAACUUAUGGAUUAAGUCCGAAAUACGAGACGCCAUUUUACGAAAUAACAUUUGUCCUGACGUGUGUCGCGACCGCUUUUUCCGCCAUUAAUCAGACCGGCUACAUUGUGCUCUUCGUCACGCUCAUCUGUCACGAGCUGGGACACUUCUACGCAAUCACGGAAGCACUGGACGAGAUUCAUACAAUCUUGAUAAAGAACGAACGUUCUCGAAACAACGUCGGCGAAGGAACAGGGAGAGAGUCAGUCGACGAUUUGCUAAUGUUCUGCGUGAAACAUCACCAGUUCCUCAUGCAUUACCAUGGCAAGAUACGAGAGUUGUAUAAGGUUAUAUUUGGUGCACACUUUCUCAGUAUGACGGUUGUACUAGUGACUACAUUGCAGACUAUGAACGCAUGGGAUGUGAGGAACACAAUACUGACGGGGGUGACGGGUAUCAUGCCAUUGUUUUUGUAUUGUUUCGGCGGCGAAAUGCUCAUAUCCGCGGGCGUACAAAUGUCCACAUCUGUUUACGGCUGCGGUUGGGAGUUAAUGGAGGCAAAACAAGCGCGUGUAAUUCUACUGAUGCUUUGUCUAUCGCAGCGCCCCCUGUAUUUAACCGCAGCCGACAUAUUUGUUAUGAAUAGAGAAACGUUCGGCGAUGUGGCGCAGGUCGGCAAACGAGCAGACGGUUUACCUGAUGGUAAGCAAUCAGCGCCGCCCAUGGACACUCGCAACGGAGGAGUUACGAGCCCGAGCGUACGGCGCGUAGCGUUCCGCGCGCGCCUCAAAGAGCCAAUAGACCACCACAGACGGGGCCCUAAAGGGCUGAUGUUCAGCCGGGGUUGCGGGGUAAGCGCAAUGAGGUACCGCGACCUCGGCACAGAGCAGGAGAAGGAACAGGGGGGUUUUUAG